Molecule: messenger RNA, 1293 nt
Organism: Dichotomopilus funicola
Lineage: Eukaryota; Fungi; Ascomycota; Sordariomycetes; Sordariales; Chaetomiaceae
Product: cyclin-domain-containing protein
Exons: 2
Coding region: 1-1293 (430 amino acids)
Biological process (GO): regulation of cyclin-dependent protein serine/threonine kinase activity
Cellular component (GO): nucleus; cyclin-dependent protein kinase holoenzyme complex
Molecular function (GO): cyclin-dependent protein serine/threonine kinase regulator activity; protein kinase binding
Source: RefSeq, a predicted model, not a curated record
AUGUUGGCGCGGUCUCCCGUUCCCUCCUCCAGCCCAGCCAAUGCAUCACCGCGGAACACCUUUCAGGUCUUCCAUCACUAUGCUCCUGCGCCCUCGCCGCGAUAUCCUUCUCCUCGGCUCCCGGCCGUUGCCCAGUCUCGCCGGCCGUCGACCGACUUCCCCGCCGCAGCGCCCGCAAGAGCAUCACCAACGCAGCCGAAGCGAUAUGUAGCCGUCGACGCCGCCACUCAGUACUCGCCAAUGGAGCCUAUGGAUUAUGCCACUGGCACAUUGCUCCCGCGAGUACCACCGACAACAACAGCAACAGCAGCAACAACACCAACAACAUCGACGACAAUCACCACCCCAAUCUCCACCAGCAAACCCGAUAAUCACACCAUAACUACCAAGGCCCGGAGUCCAAUGGCCGCCCCAAAAGAGCGGCCCGUCAUCGCCGCGCACCCGGGCCCGCGGCCACACAAACCGAUUUCUUCCGGGUCGAAGCAGUUUAUCGAUGCGCCGUCUCUCCCAACUUCUCCAUCUAAGCGAAAGAGUUCCCAAGAACCCGCUAGUAUAAGCGCCCUCGCCGCCGAGCCGCUCCAAAAUAACCCCUCAACCAUUGCCAAGCGCGCAAAACCCGAUACCGCACCACCAAAGGUCCUGCCACAACGUUACGAGCUCUGCGCGAUCGAAGAUGUGGUCGUGCUCAUUGCGCACAUGCUCGGCGAACUUAUCGAGACCAAUGAUACCCUUGCCCUCAAAUCGGGGCAUCUCACAAGAUUUCAUUCCCGAACGGCACCGGGAAUUUCAGUGCUGGAUUACCUUCACCGCCUCGCUAAACACGCGACUCUCACUCCCCCCCUCCUCCUCUCCAUGGUCUACUACAUCGACCGACUUUGCGCGCUCUACCCCGAUUUCACCAUCAACACGCUCACCGUCCACCGAUUCCUGAUUACCGCCGCUACGGUCGCGGCCAAGGGACUCUCGGACGCCUUUUGGAACAACUCCACAUAUGCCUGUGUAGGCGGCAUUAAGGUCGCCGAGCUCAAGCUACUGGAGCUCGAGUUCCUACACCGGGUCGACUGGAAGAUUGUGCCCAACCCAGAAGUGUUGGUGGCUUACUACCAGGGCCUUGUCGAGCGCUGUCCCGGCUAUACACUUGAAGCACCCGAAACUAACGAGGGAAGUGGGGAGAGUGAUGCCCUCGAUGACAGCGACGAGCUGGACGAUGACGAUACAACUGGAGAUGCGCAUGGGUCUGCCUCUGAGAAUGGGCUCACCCCGAGCGGGCGACCGUCACCAACCGGUGCCUAG